This is a messenger RNA of Plasmodium gonderi, 834 nucleotides long. RefSeq names its product RAD protein. Bases 1 to 834 code for a protein of 277 amino acids. The record is from RefSeq and is a predicted model, not a curated record. The transcript has 2 exons. Lineage: Eukaryota; Apicomplexa; Aconoidasida; Haemosporida; Plasmodiidae.
AUGUUGACGAAGGGAAAUCUAAAGGCGUUCAGCAAGUUCUCGAGACACACAAUCUACAUCUUACUUUUUCUAAUUCUGGCCAUUUUGCCAUGGAGACCCAUCAUAGUGAAAAAAUGGAGAACCUCAAAAGGAAGAACACUAGCUUCAAACCUUGAACCCAAGGAGGAAUAUCGAAGAGUACAAAGCGGUAAUUUCAAUUCUCCAAGUUUUGCUAAUACACUUUUAGAAACUUUUUUAAAUGAGUGGGAAAGUAAUGCAGAAAGGAGCAGUGCAGAAAGGAGCAAUGCAGAAAGGAGCAGUGCAGAAUGUUGCAAUGCAGAAUGUUUCAAUGCAGAAUGUUGCAAUGCAGAAAGGAGCAAUACAAAUGGUGGGAAGACACCACUAGAAAUUUACGAGCCAGAUACAAUCAGAGAAGUGUCUAGGGAGGAAUUAAACAAACGAAUUGCAUACUGUGGUAUGCUUGUUAUUAACAAAAAAAGGGCACAUGCUGCAAUUUAUGCGUAUAUUAAUUAUUUAAAAGGAAAAUACUAUAAAAUGUUAGCAAAUUUAAAGAACAAUUUUCUAAAUCUAGCAUCUACACAUGGAUUACCUGAAGAACUUCAAAAUAUAUAUUGGACACAGUGUGAAAAUGAACUUAUACGAGAUCUAAAAGUAGCUGAAAACAUAUCUCAAAAGCAUUUUAAAUUGCUAAUGGAUAAUAAAGUAAUUUUCACCUUACAUUUUAAUUGGACUCUUGCUGCACAUGAGGCUUCAUGGUUUGCUGACAUGUUUGAAAAGGAGCUCAAGUGGAAUAGAAUUCUCCAGGACAGAAUCAAUAAUUAUGUCUUAGGGUAG